GACAGGGUAGCGUGUGACAAAUGCAAACAGCUGAUGAGACCAGAGUAAGGCAAAAGAGAAGUGCAGAGCUGGAAAUAGGUUCUUACAUAAAGGGCUAGUGCUUCAAUCUCAUUAGUGUCUUAAGGAGCAGACACUUGGUGGCCUCUGACUCCUUCAAUGCGAACCACAAUCUGAUCAGCAAUCGGCUUUGGGAACCUGGCUGGUGCCACAUGGCACAAUGACAUGGCCAGUGCCCCUCAAGCAGCAGCUCCCCACCGCUCCUCUGAGCUCACAGCUCUUGUCCCAGUCAGUGUGUGCCUGGUGGGAGCGUCCCCAUGAAGCCAGAGCUGCAGUCCCACAGCCCAUGACAGGAACUGCUGCUCCGGAGGGUCAGGCACCAUGAGGCAGCUGAGGGUGAGACGUGCGAGUCUCUCUGCCAGCCUGAAGAUCGGGGACCACCGGGGCUGCUGCCGGACGCCGGAGGAGGAGGAAGUUCACAUCCCCUUUGCGCAGGACAGCCUGGUGAAGCCAUGGAGCUCCAUGCAGAAUGUGAUGGACGGAAGCCAAGAGAAAAGCAAGACUCCCACCCAAAGGAACAAGUACUUGCUCAACAUUAAUGUUGGUGGCAAAUUGUUCCAGAUAGCUUACAAGGUAGCAGCCCGGUAUCCCAUCACCAGGCUUGGGAAGCUGGCCCUUUAUACAGACCCUAUGAAGAAGCUGCAGCUCUGUGAUGACUACUCAGUGCAGAAGAACGAGUACUUCUUUGACAGAGAUCCCUCAAUUUUCCACUACAUCUUCCACUUCUACUGCAGUGGGGUCCUGUGGAUAAUGGAUGAGAUAUGCCCCAGUAACUUUGUGGAGGAAAUCGAGUACUGGGGAAUCCAUCUGAAAUACUCCCAACGCUGCUGCCGGAUCCUGUUUGAGGAAAAGCAAGAUGAACUCAGUGAGUACUUGAAAAUAGAGAGGGAGCUGGAGGCAGAACUGGAGCCCCUGCACUCAGUGGAGCAGUUUGAGGGCAAAUUUCUGGGACGGUUUCGGAAGAUGAUCUGGAAUCUCAUUGAGAACCCGUUCUCUUCUGUCCCAGCCAAGAUCAUUGCUGUCACGUCAAGCUUCUUUGUGCUUAUCUCCAUUGUGGGCAUGACACUGAGCACAGUGGAGGAGAUGAAACACAAAACAGCCAAGGCGUGGAUGGAGCAGUUGGAGAUGAUCUGUGCCAUCUUCUUCACCUCCGAAUACCUCAUGCGGCUCAUUUCUUCUUCCAGUGUCAAGAACUUUUUGCGGGCAGCGUUUAACGCUGUAGACCUGGUAGCCAUCCUGCCCUUCUACAUCCAGGUCCUCUUUGAAAAUCUAGACGAAGGAGACAUGCUUUACCAUGAGGAACUGCACAAGAUGGAGAAUGUGAGCAAGCUGGGCAAAAUCCUCAAGAUCAUCAAGCUCAUGAGGAUCUUCCGCAUCCUCAAGCUGGCACGUCACUCCACGGGCCUCCGGGCCUUCGGCUUCACUAUUCGCCAGUGCUACCAGCAGGUUUGCUGCCUCUUUCUCUUCAUUGCCAUGGGGAUCUUCAUCUUCUCUGCUCUCAUGCACUCAGUGGAACACGAUGUCCCAGACACCAGCUUCAGCAGUAUCCCCCACACGUGGUGGUGGGCAGCGGUGAGCCUCUCCACUGUGGGCUACGGAGACACUGUGCCCGACACGAUACUCGGCAAGUUCGUGGCAUUUGCCUGCAUCUCCUUUGGCAUCAUCCUCAACGGGAUGCCCAUCUCCAUCCUCUACAACAAGUUUUCUGACUACUACGCCAAGCUGAAGGCCCAUGAGAUGGAGACCAGCCACUCACUCAAGUUCUCCAGGAGACUUGACCUGAAAAAGCGGGUCCUGCGGAAGCUGUCGGAGUGCUGCAGAGCUGACUGCCACUGACCACCGGCCUGGCACCCCCCUGCCUGUGCUGUCACCUUCCACAGCAUCAUGUGCCGGCCCCGCUGUCCCUCAGUGUGGUCAGAAAAGGCCCAGCUAAAGAGCACACUGGCUGGCAAGGCAGGUAUGAGUCAACCCGAGGACAUGGGAGUGAGCAGGGGGACACGUGGGGCUGAGCUCUGUCACCUCUCUGAGGAUGGUAGAAGUGGACACCUGUGCUGAGGUGGAGCCCAGUGUGACACCAGCCCAGGAGCUGCUCUGCUCCCGGGUUCAGAGGGACAUACACAGGCUCCCCCCACCAGGCAGGGCCUGGGAGCCCACGACUCCUUCUCAGCCAAGCAGAUGUUUAGGCAAGGCUGAGCCCAGCGUGGAGCUUUGGGUGAAGGCCCCCAGGAGAGCCUGCUGCCCUGCGUCCUUCCAGCCAAACCCUCUUUCCUUCCCACUGCCCUGGGAGGCUGGGGACACAGUCCUGGCUCGGGAUGUUGCUGCACUGGGAACUGUGGGCACCCUGAGGGUGCAAAGCUGGUAGUCAGAGCAUCCCCAGGAACAGGCACUUAAUAA
Apus apus (common swift) is the source of this 2451-nucleotide messenger RNA. Its product is annotated as potassium voltage-gated channel subfamily V member 2-like. Gene Ontology annotation, biological process: potassium ion transmembrane transport; protein homooligomerization. The transcript is spliced from 2 exons. NCBI's taxonomy places the organism in Eukaryota, Metazoa, Chordata, Aves, Apodiformes, Apodidae. Gene Ontology annotation, cellular component: membrane; voltage-gated potassium channel complex. The record is from RefSeq and is a predicted model, not a curated record. The coding region runs from base 379 to 1893 and encodes 504 amino acids. Gene Ontology annotation, molecular function: delayed rectifier potassium channel activity.